UAAACGAGGUCUCCCGACUAGAAGGCGCCCGCGACCCACCUUACAUGGGUUAUGUAGAUAUAGUUUUGGUAAUUUGGAGUACCUAGGACAUUCGUCUUCGACAGCGGCAUACAAUUUGCAAGCAGAAGCUUCAAGGCGUUCAUGGAAUCCCUGGAGGUGACACUCCAGUAUACAGCGCCUUAUUCGCCGCAGGAGAACCCGACGGAAAGAACGAAUCGUGAAGACAAUGAUAGCUCAAUAUAUCGAAGGCCAUCAAAGCUCGUGGGACGAGCUGCUGCCGGAGAUAACGCUAGCGGUCAACUCGAGCGUGGCUGACUCCACGGGUUUCACUCAUGCAUUCUUGAUGUUAGGACGGGACAACCGCCUACCCGCCGCAUUGUACGACGAAGUCACUCCCGGUUCGGCGACGAAGGAGAUCCAGCCCGAGGCUAAAGAAGACAGAAUGAGAGAAGCUUUCGACAUCGUGCGCAGCAACCUGCAUCGGGCGUCGGGGGAUCAAGGUAGGCACUACAACUUGAGACAGCGCGACUGGAGGCCAGCGCUGGGCUCGGAGGUCCUUUUGCGACAGCAUCAGCUGUCGAAUGCGGCGGAAGGAUUCGCAGCGCAAAGUCGUCAAAUUCAUCUCUCCCAAUGUGGUGUGCCUGAAAAGGGAAGGCGAACGCAAGAGGAGGGUGGCCAACAUAGCGCAGCUGAAACCAUUUCACCGAGUAGGAGUGGAGGAGAUCGAAGUGAUCUCGGACGAAGAAGCAGUGGCUGA
Drosophila mojavensis is the source of this 757-nucleotide messenger RNA. RefSeq lists its product as uncharacterized. Lineage: Eukaryota; Metazoa; Arthropoda; Insecta; Diptera; Drosophilidae. The record is from RefSeq and is a predicted model, not a curated record. The transcript has 2 exons. Bases 227 to 757 code for a protein of 176 amino acids. Gene Ontology annotation, molecular function: nucleic acid binding.